This is a messenger RNA of Trichoplusia ni (cabbage looper), 675 nucleotides long. It is a transcript of the gene HSPC300, whose product is annotated as probable protein BRICK1-B. Gene Ontology annotation, cellular component: SCAR complex. The coding region runs from base 121 to 351 and encodes 76 amino acids. Gene Ontology annotation, biological process: regulation of actin polymerization or depolymerization; cell motility; actin filament organization. NCBI's taxonomy places the organism in Eukaryota, Metazoa, Arthropoda, Insecta, Lepidoptera, Noctuidae. Gene Ontology annotation, molecular function: protein-containing complex binding. The record is from RefSeq and is a predicted model, not a curated record. The transcript is spliced from 3 exons.
UGUCAAAGUGUAGGCUUGGUCCUUGGUCCGACGGUGCCUCAGCUUGCGGAGAUUUGCAUUACAAAUAAAACAAUUUGAAACGUUAUCAAAUCAGUAUUUUAAAUAACAACAUAAGCCAAAAUGUCGACGCCGCCUAAAGAGACAAUACAGAAACAAAUCCAACAGGAUUGGGCAAACAGGGAAUACAUUGAAGUUAUAACUGGCAGUAUAAAGAAAAUCACAGAUUUCCUGAAUUCAUUUGACAUGUCGUGUCGAUCCCGUCUUGCCACACUGAAUGAGAAACUAACAUCUCUGGAAAGGAAGAUUGAUUAUCUGGAAGCUUGCGUAACUAAAGGUGAAACACUGACAUAACCUGAAUACCAUAGUCAAUCACAGAGUAUUAAACCUUUUUUAACGAGAUUGUAUUAAUUUUAAUUUCCAUUUUUUAAUGCUUGUUAUAGAGAUAGGUAUAGUUUAUAAAUUAUUCUUAAGUAUACAAUUUUAUAUAUAAAUUAAUUUAAAUAAUAAACUGUAGUCGUAUCAUGUAAUUCGGUCGCAUCCUUUACUCAAUCAUUGUGAAACAUUGGUCGCCAUUACAAUGUAUAAGCGCAAAUAUAAGACACUGCCGUGUACGCAGUUUUUAGCUGAUAAAUUUGAAAAUGUAAUGUGACUGCGUAAAUAUAUUAUUGAAACAUA